This is a messenger RNA of Amaranthus tricolor (Joseph's coat), 3111 nucleotides long. RefSeq names its product potassium transporter 11-like. Gene Ontology annotation, molecular function: potassium ion transmembrane transporter activity. Lineage: Eukaryota; Viridiplantae; Streptophyta; Magnoliopsida; Caryophyllales; Amaranthaceae. The coding region runs from base 656 to 3028 and encodes 790 amino acids. Gene Ontology annotation, biological process: potassium ion transmembrane transport. Gene Ontology annotation, cellular component: membrane. The transcript is spliced from 8 exons. The record is from RefSeq and is a predicted model, not a curated record.
UUGUAGGAAAAAGAAAAAAUAAAUAUCUGGGUUUUUAUAAUUUUGUGGCUGUGAAUUAUUAUUUCCUCAAAAAAAAAAAAGAAAAAAGAAAUAAAUUUAUUUGUGAUCUAUAUUACUACUACUAUCUAUUUUGGAUGUGAGUAUUCCUUUUCCUGUUGCAUUGUACACAUGGGUAUCUAAAGCUUAGCACUUUUCCAUCUGGGUUUUAUUUGUGAUCUAUAUUACUACUACUAUCUAUUAGGUCUUUUUUGAGAAUCUGAAUUGAGUUUGUAUUAAAAUUAUGUUUGGAUAUGCUAAUUGAUACUGUUUUCUAUAGUUUGAUCUCAAUCUUUUUCUGUAGUGAUUUAGGUUUUUUCAAAUGCAAUAAUUGUGGUGACCAAAUUAAACAUGGGUACUUGUUUUUUUGUCAUUUAGUUAUAAUUUGAGUUGUAUUUUUGCUGAAAUGUUUUAGAUUGAUUGAAAUUGAGCUGGAUUUUACAGAAUUUCAGAAACAUAAAGAUUAAAGCUUUGAACUUUUUCAAGAUUUGCUGCCCAAUUCCACCUUUAGUUUCUGGGUAUCCAUUUUAUUUAUGCUUGGAAAAUUGGGAAUAUUCUUCACAAUUUGGAGAGUCCAAUAAGUUGGGGUAUUGUGAUAAUUAGCUACCAAAAUCAAGCAAUGGCUUCAGUUAAUGAUACCACUGAAAAUAAAGGUAGUAUGUGGGAUUUGGAUCAGAAGCUUGACCAACCCAUGGAUGAGGAGGCUGGAAAGCUGAAGAAUGGGUACCUAGAAAAGAAAAUUUCAGCAUUCUUACUCCUACGGUUAGCAUUCCAAAGCCUAGGGGUAGUGUAUGGGGACUUGGGCACAUCUCCUUUGUAUGUUUUCUACAAUACAUUUCCGCACGGCUUUAAGGAUCCAGAAGAUGUGAUUGGAGCGCUGUCAUUGAUAAUUUACUCUCUCACUCUUAUCCCAUUGUUGAAGUAUGUUUUCAUUGUUUGCAAAGCAAAUGAUAAUGGUCAAGGGGGCACAUUUGCUCUAUAUUCGUUGCUAUGUAGACAUGCAAAUGUAAAUACUAUCCCGAACCGACAUAGAACUGAUGAGGAUUUGACAACAUAUAGCCGUUCUAGAUUCCAUGAAAAAUCAUUUGCUGAAAAAACCAGGCAAUGGCUAGAGAAACAUGCAUCCAGGAAGAAUGCGCUUCUUCUGCUUGUCCUUGUUGGCACUUGCAUGGUGAUUGGAGAUGGUAUUCUUACUCCAGCAAUUUCAGUUCUUUCAGCUUCUGGUGGGAUCAAGGUAGAUCACCCUAAGAUGAGCAAUGAUGUGGUUGUGCUUGUUGCCGUUGUCAUCCUUGUGGGCUUGUUCAGUUUGCAGCAUUAUGGUACAGAUAAAGUUGGCUGGCUCUUUGCUCCCAUUGUGCUGCUCUGGUUUCUGAUGAUUGGAGGUAUCGGUAUAUACAACAUAUGGAAAUAUGAUAGCAGUGUACUGAAAGCUUUCUCGCCAGUUUAUUUGUAUCGCUAUCUCAAAGGCGGAGGGAAAGAUGGAUGGACUUCCUUGGGGGGAAUCAUGCUUAGUAUAACCGGGACAGAAGCACUGUUUGCUGACUUGGCUCAUUUUCCGGUGUUGGCUGUACAAAUAGCAUUCACAGUAAUUGUGUUUCCAUGCCUUCUUUUAGCUUAUUCUGGACAAGCUGCUUAUUUAGUAAAUCAUCAAGACCAUGUGGCGGAUGCAUUCUAUCAUUCAAUACCAGAUAGCAUCUACUGGCCGGUAUUCAUUGUUGCGACUUUGGCUGCCAUUGUUGCAAGUCAGGCAACCAUAUCUGCCACAUUUUCAAUCAUAAAACAAGCUCUUGCUUUAGGAUGCUUUCCAAGGGUGAAAGUAGUGCACACUUCAAAGAAAUUUCUCGGGCAAGUAUAUAUUCCAGAUAUUAACUGGAUUCUUAUGGUCCUCUGCAUAGCUGUUACGGCUGGAUUUAGGAACCAAAAUCAGAUUGGAAAUGCUUAUGGUACAGCAGUUGUGAUCGUCAUGUUAGCCACCACAUUCCUAAUGAUUUUAAUCAUGCUGUUGGUUUGGCGGUGGCAUUGGAUACUCGUCCUAAUCUUCACUGCUUUGUCUUUACUUGUGGAGCUAACGUACUUCUCGGCCGUACUCUUUAAAGUUGAUCAAGGUGGAUGGGUCCCACUUGUGAUCGCAGCGGCCUUUCUCGUAGUCAUGGUGGUUUGGCACUAUGGAACCGUGAAACGCUAUGAAUUUGAAAUGCAUAGUAAAGUUUCGAUGGCAUGGAUUCUCGGCCUCGGCCCAAGCUUAGGGCUCGUAAGGGUGCCAGGAAUAGGUCUUGUGUACACCGAGCUAGCUGGUGGUGUCCCAAGCAUUUUUUCUCAUUUCAUCACAAACUUGCCUGCCAUUCAUUCAGUGGUCGUUUUUGUGUGCGUAAAAUACCUUCCGGUAUAUACCGUCCCAGAAGACGAGCGCUUUCUUGUAAAACGAAUAGGACCCAAGAACUUCCAUAUGUUCCGUUGUGUUGCGAGGUACGGUUACAAAGACCUCCAUAAGAAAGACGAUGAUUUCGAGAAGAAGCUAUUUCAUAACCUCUUCAUUUUCGUUCGACUCGAGUCUAUGAUGGAAGGUUGUACUGAUUCUGAAGAAUACAGUCUCUACGGUCAACAAACUGUCGAAUCAAGAGAGUGCUUGUUGGAUAACGGAAAUGAAAACACUAUGUCCGAGUUCGAACACGCAAUUGAGUCGACAGAGGAUUCGAUCGUGCCCGCCAAUUCUCCCUUACGAUACUUGAAUUUUAAGCCAAGGUCGUCGGGUCAGACAAGCAGUCAGAACGAAAUCGAUGAAUUAGAGUUCUUGAAUAGUUGUAGAGAUGCAGGGGUGGUGCAUAUUAUGGGCAAUACUGUAAUCAAAGCCAGAAAAGAUUCAAGCGUGUAUAAAAAGAUUGCAGUUGAUUAUAUAUAUGCAUUUCUUAGGAAGAUUUGUAGAGAACAUAGUGUCAUCUUUAAUGUCCCUCAUGAGAGCCUAUUAAAUGUAGGACAGGUAUUUUAUGUAUAACCCAACAUUAUUUUAUAUUUUUUAUCAUUAAUAAAAUAAUAAGGAAAAUAAGAUUUUUAAUAAACUUGUGCACUUUGGGUUCA